CAGGAGGAGUUGUAGUCACACCUCCCACCCUUCGAUGACCAUGCGUUUAAUUGAAACCCCACCACGCUCCCUAACUCGGUCGUCUUUGACGUUUCAUCUUCCGAGCAAUCACCGCAAGAAUGAUCAAACCAUCGCGUAGUUCCCCGAUCAGUUAGUUGUCUCCCCUAAGAGCUGAAGGGGAAGGCCGAUCCCUCCCAUGCCCCUGCGAGGCCAUGUCUCGGCUCCUCUGCACCCUCUUACUCUUGUUCCUCCGAGCUUCCUACAUCGAGAUGACUUGGGCCGACGAAGCCGACGACUUCAUAAAAGAUUGCACGAAUGCAACGUGUGGAGGUCUACCGAUCAGAUACCCCUUCCGGCUGCAAACCAGUCCUUCGUACUGCGGUGCUCCAGGCUUAGAGGUCUCAUGUUCCGGCGGUGACGCCGUCCUCGCACUCCCGCAGAUAGGACCCUGCAAAGUGAUCGAUAUCGAGUACCCAUACGGCAUGGUUCGAAUCAAGCUGGGGGAGUCAUGGGCUCGGUGCCCCCUGCGGACCCUCAACUCCACCAACCUCACCACCACCAUCUACCAGCCUGUAUAUGGCCGUGGCCUUCUUUUGCUGAGCUGCUCGAAAGAGAUAACACGAGUUCCGGAAUGGAUUGCUGGGCCGAUCUCGUGCCUGGGCAGUGAAGGCCGCUUCGGUUAUGCAGCCGUAGCGUACGAGUCCAUGGACGAGAUGCCUGCCGGCUGCAACGUGGACUCGCCUGUUCUCGAGAUCUCUUACUAUGAAAAUAGGAACUACUCCUCAUUUAAUGGGACGGUGGAGUAC
Molecule: messenger RNA, 806 nt
Organism: Musa acuminata subsp. malaccensis (wild Malaysian banana)
Lineage: Eukaryota; Viridiplantae; Streptophyta; Magnoliopsida; Zingiberales; Musaceae
Source: RefSeq, a predicted model, not a curated record